AUGGCAGAGUCAUCAGUUCAGAAUGGUGUGUCCAAAACUAGUUGGGGUGAUGAGGUGAGCAGCAAUGGUAGUACUAAUGGUGGUAGCGCUCGUGGUGAUAAGAAGAAUACAGGCAUUAAAGCCCAUCCUAAGUCUAAGGAUACACAUCAUACCUACAGUGUGUAUUACUACGGGGAGGAAAUCGAAACCACCGUAACUCAUAGAGCAUCUGUGGUCGAUAAUUGGCUUGACCAUCUCUUGGAAGAAUUUAAGAGUAGGUUGAAUAAUCUUGUUGUGGGUCUUGAUAUCGAAUGGAGACGAUUGGAAAGAAAUAAUAAGGACAGUAGACGAAGAAAAGUUGCUGUGUUGCAAUUGUGUGUGGAUAAUCAUUGUCUCAUAUACCAGUUCUCGUGCUGUGAUAAAAAAACUCCCGAGUCGCUCAAGAAAUUUCUUGCUGAUGAAGAGCUUAUAUUUGUUGGUGCUGGAAUUGAAGCCGAUGCCUACAAGCUUAUGGUCGAUUAUGGUUUGAAAGUUGCUAGAACUGAAGAUCUUGCCAGUUUCGUUGCUUUUAAGACUGGAGACAGCCGACUUUACAAAUAUGGGUUGAAGAAAUUGGUAAAGGAUGUUCUCAAACAAGAUUUACCAAAGAGCAGAUUCGUCCAGACAAGCGACUGGGAGCUUAGUUUGUUGAGCAAUAAACAGAUUGAAUAUGCUUGUUUAGAUGCUGUUGCUUCGUUUAAGUUAGGUGUCCAAUUGAUGAGUCUAGGCAAUCCAAGACACACUUAUCGGAAGCAGGUUCCUCCUAGGUUGAGGAAGUCUAAUGGAGGCAAGACCAACGGGACCAACAACGAACUUACUAAUUGA
Papaver somniferum (opium poppy) is the source of this 843-nucleotide messenger RNA. Its product is annotated as Werner syndrome ATP-dependent helicase homolog. Bases 1 to 843 code for a protein of 280 amino acids. Gene Ontology annotation, biological process: nucleobase-containing compound metabolic process. Gene Ontology annotation, cellular component: cytoplasm; nucleus. Gene Ontology annotation, molecular function: 3'-5' exonuclease activity; nucleic acid binding. The record is from RefSeq and is a predicted model, not a curated record. Lineage: Eukaryota; Viridiplantae; Streptophyta; Magnoliopsida; Ranunculales; Papaveraceae. The transcript has a single exon.